CACACUCUUAUGCAGCAACUUCAUGUCAUUGAACAGAGGGACAUGUCUAUUGAUGACUAUUAUUCUGCCUUUGAUCGGUUGAUGGGUUCUUUGAUCUCCAUGGUACCUCAAUGUACAGCUGGUCAGACUUGUACAACACUUUCUUUUAUUGAGCAGUUUCUCACUUACAGAUUUGUCAUGGGACUUAGGGCAGAGUUCGAUUCUAUCCGUACAAGGCUGCUUCAUACUUCUUCUACUCUGACUAUGGCACAAGCAUUGUCAGAAUUACUUGCUGAAGAGACACGUCUACAGUCCCUGUCCUCUUCUGUGUCUCAGCCUCACAGUGUCUUGGUCACUUCUCGUAGGAAGACCAGUACCACCAGAGAACCCUGUCAGCAUUGUGGCAAGAACACUCAUAGUUCAGAUGCUUGUUUUGCUAAGUAUCCAGAGAAAUUGGCUGAAUUUCGUGCCCGCCGUGCUGCUCGUGGUCGUGGUACCUCUUCCACUCCUCGAGGUUCAGGAGGUUCAGGAUCUGUUGGAUCAGUUUCUGUUGCUGCUACAUCAUCUACUACAGCUCCUUCGUCGUCUUGGGUGCUUGAUUCAGGACCGUCGCAGCGGACAAGUGAUUGGGACUGGCCAUCGCCGUAAAGGUGCUUCUAGCCUCUACGUUUUGGACACCUUGUGCCUUCCUUCCUCUGUUGGGUCUCCAGCUUCUGUGUCAUCUGCUACAUUGUCAUCUGCAUCUUCCUUCGCUAAAUGGCAUCAUCGUCUUGGUCAUC
Molecule: messenger RNA, 758 nt
Organism: Sorghum bicolor (sorghum)
Lineage: Eukaryota; Viridiplantae; Streptophyta; Magnoliopsida; Poales; Poaceae
Exons: 2
Coding region: 10-627 (205 amino acids)
Source: RefSeq, a predicted model, not a curated record